Misgurnus anguillicaudatus (oriental weatherfish) is the source of this 1463-nucleotide messenger RNA. RefSeq names its product dehydrogenase/reductase (SDR family) member 13a, duplicate 3 (gene dhrs13a.3). The record is from RefSeq and is a predicted model, not a curated record. Lineage: Eukaryota; Metazoa; Chordata; Actinopteri; Cypriniformes; Cobitidae.
AGAUCAGAAAGGAAGACCGGAAGAAGUUGCAGACAGUUAUGUAAACAAACACACGUUGACAGAAGGAAGUAGAGGACUAAACACGCAUUCAAUCGAGAUGUCUGUAUUGUUAGCCGUGCUGGCAGGUGUCAUCGCUGCAUACAUACUGAUUUAUUACAGUCUGUGUAAAGGAGCCAGAUUUAAGAGCAACGCAACGCUAAAGGGAAGGACGGCAAUUGUUACAGGGAGUAACACAGGUAUUGGUAAAGCAACAGCUUUGGAUUUGGCCAGAAGAGGAGCGAGGGUGAUUCUGGCCUGUCGCAACAAACAAAAAGCUGAAGCGGCUGUGUAUGACAUACGAAGGGAAAGUGGAAACUCGGAGGUGCUGUACAUGCAUUUGGACUUGGCCAGUUUGAAAUCUGUUCGCAGUUUUGCGGAGACUUUCCUUAAAAGUGAACCACGACUAGACUUGCUUAUCAAUAAUGCAGGUCUCAUUGUAUGCGGCAAAACAGAGGAUGGUUUUGGCAUGGCGUUUGGCGUCAAUCACCUGGGUCACUUUUUGCUCACCCUGUUGCUGUUAGAUCGUCUGAAGGAGGCGGAGCACAGCCGUGUAGUCAACGUGUCUGCCUUGCUUCAUCAUCUGGGGUCUCUGGAUUUCAACCUUCUCAACACACAGAAGGAUCUGGUCACCGGCCAGUCGUUCUGGCACGCGUUCAGAGCUUACUGUCACAGCAAACUGUGUAAUGUGCUCUUUACGCGAGAGCUCGCAAACCGCUUGGAGGGGACCAGCGUCACAUGCUAUUGCCUGCAUCCGGGUGUGAUCGCUACUGAGAUUGGCCGGUAUAUGAGGCUGUGGCAAAGGCUGCUUGUCCUGCCCCUGUCAAAGCUGUUUUUCCUUGACGCUGAGGGUGGGGCGCAGACCACCCUUUACUGUGCUUUGCAAGAGGGCCUUGAGCCUCUGAGCGGACGCUUCUUCUCCUCCUGUGCAUUGCAGAGUGUUAGUGCUCUGGGGCGGGACGAUGCCCUGGCAAGGAAGUUGUGGGAAGUCAGCGAGAGGCUGUGUGGCCUGGCGUGAGUGAGAUCUUCCAGGUUUGUGCGACAGUAGAACUCUAAACCACAACUGUCAGCUGUUCAUCUUAGUUAAUUGGGUACAUUUCUGGCCUCUGGGUAAAUAAAGUGUAGCUGAAUUGGAUGGUUUUUAUAAUUCCUAUAUGAUGCUAUAUGAAAUAAUAUCGUUUACAAUGGACACAAGCAACAAAAUAUGCUUGGAGAACCUAAGCUUUCAUGUCUCUAUGAUAUCUCAUAUUAAUUGACAUAAACUAACUAAAUAACUUGUAAAUUAAAUUAAAAUGGGUAGGGCUGGAGUUGGCAUUUAUAUUCACUUUGGAUAAUUAUUUUUGUAUAAUGGAUUUUUUAUAUGUUAUGUUUGUCAUCAACUUUCUGUUUUACUCUUUUACAUAUAAAAGAUGUCAUUUAUCGUCACA